Vicugna pacos (alpaca) is the source of this 4523-nucleotide messenger RNA. Lineage: Eukaryota; Metazoa; Chordata; Mammalia; Artiodactyla; Camelidae. The record is from RefSeq and is a predicted model, not a curated record.
UGGAGGAUGAAGGAGACGCAGUGGCAAAGAGGGGAGGGCCGGCUGGAGACAGAGGUGGGCUGACACUGAGCAUAGAGAGGGUGACAGCUGCUGGUAAUGACAAGGUCAGGUUCAGGGAGGAAGCCACGUCACUGGAGGAGGGGGACCAGGAGCCAGGAGGCUUCUGCUGGACAGCCCAUCCUGCAGAUAAUGCUGUCGCUGAGCACUGUCCCUAGAGCAGUGUCAGAGAGAGGGCCACCAGUAGGGCUGAAACCCUCACGGGAGGAGCUGUUGAAAGGACAGUGAACCCACAGCCCAUGCACCGGCCCAGCCCCGGUGUGUCCUCGCUAAUGAAGCGCCUUCCCGAGUCUGCAUGCGGUCUGGAAUCCCUCCCAGGGAUGGGCCUGAUCCUGCACCGGACCCCUGCAGGCUGGUGGCCAGUCCGUUCCUUUCCUGCCUUCUGAGAGAUGUGCUGUUUCCUGGCCACGUGCUGAUUUGUGAGGGGAGAAGUCCAUCUCAUCCCAGUCCCCUUCCACGUGUCUCUGCAUAUCGUCCUGAGGCCGCCCCCCGUUUGUCGUUUCUCACCUGCACGCCCCUGGCAGUGUUCUGGGUCCCUGAGCCUGAGAAACGCCCAUGGCCCUCCUAAGUUGAGGUUCACAUGGUAAUUGCAUUGUUUCCCUGCAACUCAGGGCUGUCGACGCAGGAUGGAGCCGAGUGCAGGUGAAGCAUGAGCCCAGCGGCUAAACAGACCAGGGAGGACCCAGACCCCCAGUGUGCGGCUUCAGGAUGGCACGGGGUUGAGGGGGGGCCCUGAGGCAAAAACGGCGUCUCUGGACACAACUCACUCCCUCCCCGACCACACACACUCACGCACACACACUCACACUCCCCUUGGGGUUUCAUUCAGCCGCAGGGUGGUAGAGUCUAGUGCUGGGGGACAGAGAUUGAAAGGAGGUUGUACCAUCGCUACUUUUGCAGAGCAGUGACCCCCGCCCAGGAAACAAAGGCCCACUGGUGUCAGACUCCCUAUUUCUGUGUCCAGAUCGAUCAAUGGCCCCACUCUGUUCAGGAAGGACUAAGAAAGGAGGCGUGGUUCCUCCAGCCCUGCCCCUGGUCGCAGGUGAUGGGGAGAGCAGAAGUGGUGACCUGAAGGCCGGGGCUUCCCCUGGUAGCUGGGCCAGCCUUCUCGGCUGUGUUUGCUCUAGAAGUGUUUCCAUUUGAUAGCUCUAUUAGUAAACAUGAUGGAACAAAGCAAACUGGAGAUGAAGUGAAUUUAUCCCUAGAUAGCUUAGGAUCAAUAUAUUUGUAAUUAAUUCAACCACUGUCCUAAUCAGAGGUGGAGAGGAGAAAGCAAGAAACACACACGGAUACAUGAUAAAUGGUGACAGGCACGUCCUCGAAUCUCCCCCGCCCUCUCCCGCCUUCAUACCCGCCGUUUAAUGAGCUCAUUUAGUUCUAACCGACCCAGGAAGCUGCUACUUUUCCACUAACCUAAAAAAACACUUCGAUUUCCACCUGUGGCCAAUGAGAUGGCCUGUGUCCAGCCAGGCCAGCAGGUGGAUGUCUCUGAGGAUGACUUCCUCCCACGCCGUCAGGAAGUGAUGCGCUCAGUCUCCCUUCGCCCACCCAACCUCCCAACCACGGCCACAAGAUAUUAUUAAAAAAGAGAGAGAGAGAGAGAGAGAAGGAAUAUUCUUUUGGCCUUAGAAGAAUAUAACUGAGAGCUUCAAAAACAUUUUUCGUAACUUCACCCUUUUUUUGUCAUUAUUCCUGGUCCCUCGUUAGGAACACAUCUGUUCCAAUUUCUCUGACUUCUAUUAUCUGGGUCUCUUGCAUAGAAAAUAAAAAGCUCCCAUGAUGUGUUCUGACAGUGAUCAUGUCAAUGUCUUUGAUGUGACCCCUCGCUGACUUUUACUCUGCAUGCGAUGAUGAGGGUGAUGAAGCUGGUUUAACGAGCGUAAAUUCAGAAGCUGUGUGUCAAUCUAGAGAAGCAAGGACACCCAGCCUUCUUCACGCGCCCCCCGGCCUGACCAUCUUGCUUCUCUAGAAUGUUAACCUUCAUCUCAGCACCGCGUCAGGCAAUGUCCGGGUGGACCGCUCCCCAAAGGGGGGCGCAGAGGACAGGAGGAGGGGCCGACGUCAUCUGGGAAACUCUCCAAACUCUUUCCUCACGCUGUCUGUGCCCAGUGGACACGAGCCCCUCAUGGGCUGCAGGAGACGCCAGGAGCCCCGUCAACCUGGCUUAACUCUCUUUUUAAAAAAAAUUGCUUUAAUUGAAGCAUAGUAGACUUACAGCGUUGUGUUCAUUUCUCGUGUAGAGCAUCGUGUUUCAGUUGCGCAUGUAUAUGUAAAUUCUUUCUCCGAUUCCUUUUCAUGAUAGGUUAUUAACUGUCCUUUCUAAACAUGCUUGACAAAGGAACCCAUUUCCUGGACCUGAAAUGCAUUUUGGGGAUUGAUUUUACUGCGAGCAUUUGCAUUUAAUGUCCUUUUCUCCAUUUCAGUCAAAACCAUUAAGGUCUCUUUUCCACCACUCAAAAGAGGCGGCUUUAGUUUAUGGGUCCUUAGUGAAGGUAUACAAUGCCAGGGAAGGGCGAGUCGUGAGGGCUAGAAUGCUCCAGAAGGUGAGUCCUUUCCCCCUUCAGCUCUGCCAGGCCGGUGCAAGCGUCCACCAGGACGGCGCUUCCCUGGGACUAACAAGCCCCAUGAUUCGCUGUUUUCCCACGGGUCUUGGUUUGGCCAAGUCCCCCUUGACGCAAGGACGGGCAGUGGGGCACUUCCCAGAUCCCGGGAGACUCUGUCCCUUCCUGAUGGACAGCGGGGUUCUCACCCAUCUGAUAGCCUCCAGCUGCCCAUGGCUUUUGUCUGAGAAAUGUCCUGGCUGUGCGUAAUCACAGGACAACAUUCAACAACAAAUCUGCAUUUUUUCCAAAGGUUUGGUUUAGACCUAGGAAGAGACUCAUUGACAUAAGGCCAAAAUGGACACUGAGGUUGAUAAAUGUCUGUAUUCUGUUGAGUCCAGAGCUCAAACUGGAGAAAAAAAUUAAGAUCAGAGUGGAACCCGGAAUCUUUGAAUGGACCAAAUGGGAGGCUGGCAAAAACACCCCGACCCUCAUGACCUUGGAAGAGCUGAAAGAGGCAAAUUUCAACGUCAGCAUGGACUACAGGCCGGCCUUCCCCCUCGCCUCCCUCCUGCCGGCCGAGAGCUACCAGGACUUCGUGCACAGGUGCGCGGUGAGCAUGGGCCAGAUCGUCAGCGCCUGCCCGCAGGAUGCGGGCGUCACCCUGAUCGUGGGCCACGGCUCGGCGCUGGACUCCUGCACCCGCCCCCUCCUCCAGCUGCCGCCCCGGGACUGCGCGGACUUCGCCCAGCUGGUGAGAAAGGUCCCUUCUCUGGGGAUGUGCUUCUGUGAAGAAAAUAAAGAGGAAGGCAAAUGGGAGUUGGUGAACCCUCCAGUGAAGACGCUGACUCAUGGUUCAAACUCAGGGUUUAACUGGAGGAGCUGGACCCAGGGCAGCUAAGAGCCACCUCUCUGUUCGCAUAAUGUCACAACGAAGAGGCUGAACUCUUCGCAGAGGCUGUAAGACACUGUCAUUUGGAAGGGACCGUUAGUCUCCCCGAAUGCGAUUUGUAGAAGCACGGAGCGCACUUUCAGAUGCAGAGGGACGGCCGCUUCCACAGUGGCGCCUGCCGUCUGCACGCCCGUCCUCCCACGAGCUUGGCUGUGGGGAUGCCACCUUGGACCGCGUGCAUCCGCCAUGUGGCUUGGGGGCAGCUGAGGAGCCAUGACUCAGGUUUCCAGGAAUUAAAGACCCACCCCACACUCCCCAUAAGGAUGUCUCCACUUUAUUUUUUACGUUCUUAAUCAUCAAAUUCCCUAUCAUUUUUCCUUUUUCUGUUUCAAUCACUCUCUGGCUACUUCCACACAGGCAGAAAGAGGCAGAAAAUUGUCUCCCUUCUGUGAGUCCCUGGGCUCUGCCGAACCCACCCACACACCCAGGAAGACCUUCCUGCCUCAAGGUCCUUAACUUAAUCCCAUCUGCCAAGUCCCCUUUGCCCUGGGAAGUAGCACACUCACAGGUCAGAGGUGAGGGUGGGGACAUCUUGGGGGCCACUCUUCAGUCUGCCGCACCCCCAGUCCUUCCAAGGCAUGUCAGGGCUGCUCAGAUAGAGGCCCGGGUGUUGGGGUCUGGGUUCCCGCUUCACUAGGUCUCAAUUGUCUUCUCCUUUUCUCCCCUUCAGGCUAGAGGAGGAGGGAUGGGCGCUUCACAAAUGGAAGGAGUGGGUCCCGCCCCAACUAACAGGAAGGAGAGACCAGAGAAAGGACUCCCCCUUUCCCCCCGCCAGGGCAGUGAAGCCUCCAGAGAUGGUGUGAAUUCAGUGAUGCCCUGAGUUUGAUAAAGUUGGUCCAGGCAGUGGAUGAGGGACCCCAGGGGUGUCCUCUCACCCCGGCCCUGCUCAAGAAAAAAAAAGCCCUCCAAGUGCUCGGGGGUUGGGGGGGCACCAUCGUCCCUGGAGGUGCCCCCCCAUCCCCCUGUUUUCUCUC